GCAGACGUCGUAGGCCUCUUUUUCUUAUCUGAUAUUUCAGUGAUCUAGACGCUCUUGUAGUAUUUCUUUACGGGGGGAGUAUAAUAAUUUUAUAUGCGCCGAGAGAGAAAGAAAGAAAAAAAAGGCCAUCUUCUUCGUCUGCUCCAUGCGUAUGUGCGUACAGUAGGUUCGCCCCGCCCUCUCCUUUUAUACCCCUCCUCUGUUUCGCUGCGGCUUUGGGUGGGAGGACAAGAAGAGAGCAGCAGCAGGAGUAGGAGGGCCAAGCAAAUGCGCAGCGCUGGAUUAUUUGGUGUAGUAAUAACUCGAUAGAGUUCUAGGCUGAAGCAAACAAUGGAGAGGGAAAUGGCUGCCUCAUAUGAGCCAAAACUGAACAGUGAAAUAAGGAUUUUUGAGAGUUCAGAUGAGAUACUGACAGAUCUAGCUGAGUAUAUCUCCCAAGUUUCAGAAAUCUCUGUUAAAGAAAGGGGAUACUUCGCUAUUGCCCUAUCUGGAGGGCCCCUUGUCAGUUUUUUGAGCAAACUUUGUGAAGCGCCAUACAUCAAGACCCUGGAUUGGUCUAAAUGGUACAUAUUCUGGUCUGACGAACGUGCUGUAGCAAAGAACCAUGCAGACAGUAACUAUAAGUUAACAAAAGAAGGAUUUCUAUCAAAGGUACCUAUUAUGAGUGGCCAUGUCUACUCCAUAAACGACAGCGCCACGGUGGAGGACGCGGCGACGGACUACGAAUUUGUCAUCAGGCAGCUGGUCAAGAUCCGCACUAUAGGAGUCUCGGAGAGCACCGACUGCCCCAAGUUUGAUCUCAUCCUCCUCAGCAUGGGCUCUGACGGACAUGUGGCGUCAUUGUUCCCUAACCACCAAGCCCUGGAGCUGAAGGACGACUGGGUGACCUACAUCACGGACUCCCCGCAGCCUCCACCCGAGAGAAUCACCUUCACCCUCCCUGUGAUAAACUCGGCGUCAAACAUCGCGAUCCUGGCGAUGGGCGUCGACAAGGCAAACGCGGUGCAUUCAGCCGUUUCUGACAGCAGCGACGGCCCAGACGCCCCUGCAUCCCUGCCCGCUAGGAUGGUCCAGCCAACGGACGGGAAGCUGGUGUGGUUUCUGGACAAGGCGGCCGCCUCAUCACUCGAGGCGCUGUGCGACGAUGCCUACCAGCAGCAGCAUCGUGAGUACUAGCUAGCUGAGAGCAAAGCGUAGAUUCCUUUGCUGUGUAAAAUGAAGUUGUGUAAGUACUUAGGUGGGUGGAUCAUAUGAUGGAACAAUGUUUGCUUGGUUCGACGCCUUUAGUCCUCUUCGUGUUAGUCCGAUGGAUGGUUCGUUCCGGGAAAAUCGGAAGCGCCGUCAGUUUUGGCAGACGACGGAGAUGGUUUUGUGCGGCGUUGAUGUUUAUGCGGGCGUUGUGGCCUCAGAGUUGAGAACAUUUAAGACCUGAAUUGUGGCCAGUUUUUAUGGUAUUGUGAACUCCAUUCUGUCUAGCUAAGAUUAGAUUAUUUUGCCGGCA
Messenger RNA from Aegilops tauschii subsp. strangulata, 1501 nucleotides. Its product is annotated as probable 6-phosphogluconolactonase 2. Gene Ontology annotation, biological process: pentose-phosphate shunt; carbohydrate metabolic process. Gene Ontology annotation, molecular function: 6-phosphogluconolactonase activity. The record is from RefSeq and is a predicted model, not a curated record. NCBI's taxonomy places the organism in Eukaryota, Viridiplantae, Streptophyta, Magnoliopsida, Poales, Poaceae.